GUGCAUUUCGUGUGAAAGUAUUAACAUUUCUAUAAUAACGUUUGUCGGUAAUUCGUUUUAAUUACUAUUUAUCUUUUGGGGUAUAUUUGAAAUUUGGGAAUAUUUCUUAAUAAAAAUAUUAGUGACAAAAAAUGAAUUAGAACAAUUACUAUAAAAUCAUCUCAAUUCAUUUUAUCACUAUAUAAAUAUUUAAACAUUUUUAUCUCAAAAACGCGCUUAAAACUUUUUAAUACUAAACAAAUCACACCUCCAUCAACAAAAUAACAACCGUCAGAACCAGUAAAUUGGUUCCGAUUCCCACACCAUUUCAAAACAUUACAAACGCAGGUUGGUUAUAAUUCAAUCGACAAUCAACACGAUCUUGCAGCGCAGAAAGAUCGCGUUCACAGCACGACUUGCUGAAUUAAAAAUUUAAUUUAUUCUUGAUUCUAUGAAAUAAUAGAAUACUAGAAAUAGUAAAAUUUGGAUGCACAUAAAUUUUCGUUGAUCGGUUUUGUCGCGUGCCGCGCAUGUGUAAAUCUAAAAGUGAAGGGGGUUUAAAGCAGGGACGUAACGACAAACCCCCUUGCAUUCAGUGAAUUAUCGGAACCUGAGAAGUGCUGAAGGCGGGCAUCGUCAGAGUGCAUGUGCAAGAACCCGAUCGAUAUCAACAUUUGGAAAGAUGACGACCACAACCGCCACUGCAACUCCUCACAAAAGUCCGAGGAAGCGAUACAUUUUCCCUACGAACCUUACGGACCUAAAUCGAUUUCGAAAAACCGUUCAUGGUCAUGAUGGCUCCAGCAGGAUUGUUAUGGUACGAAAAACCGAUCAAAGGACUUUCGCUUCAAUGAAAAAAGGAGAGCAGCCUAAAUUGGAAACUAUUACAAGAGAAACAAUAGAAACAUUCAGAGGACCCAAAACUGAAUACAAAGUAACCACCGAGAAAAGGGACGAACAAAAAUCUACUGAAGACCUUAUUAUCUCUAUUGUUUCUAAAAAGAAGAAACCUCAAAAAACGAUAACACCAAGGAAAAGAAAACCAAUAAUGGAUUUCAACGAAGAGUGUCUUAAAGCCCACAAUCAAUACAGAGAAAAGCACGAUGCUGAACCAUUAAAAUUAAACGCGGAAAUGUGUAAAUCUAGUCAAUCGUGGGCAGAUGAACUGAUGAAAAGGGGUGUUUUAGAACAUAGCCCUGGAACUAAAUACGGCGAAAAUAUUUAUUGCGUUCAAUCUACUAAUGUCAAUUUUAUCGUUCCUGGUAAUGAACCAGUUGAUAACUGGUACAAAGAAAGUAAAAUGUUUAUAUUUGGUGAAGAACCGUUUGAUUUAUCAUCCGGUCAUUUUACUCAAGUAGUUUGGAAAGACUCCAAACAUUUAGGUAUUGGUAUGGCGAAGCAAAAUGGCAGAGUUAUAGUCGUUUGCAAUUAUUAUCCUCCUGGAAAUGUAGUCGGAGAGUUUUCAAACAACGUAUUUCCUAUAACUACACAUUCCGAUGACUCGACGUCAUUAGAACAAAGUUUAUCAAAUCUUGUCGUAAAUUCAGAACACAACGAAGUACAGCCUACACCAAAAGAAUCUGAGUCUAAAAAAAUUAAUGAUAUCGUUAAAGGUGAUUUCCAAAAUGAUUUUUUAAUAGCGCACAAUGAUUACAGAGCCAAACACGGUGUCGAAGGUUUAUUGCUGGACGAAAACCUUUGCAAACAAGCUCAAAAAUGGGCGGAAGAUUUGGCUGCACGUAAUGUGUUGGAACAUCGUAAAAACUCACCCUACGGGGAAAAUAUUUAUUGUAUGUACUCCAGUGAUCCCAAUUUCAAAAUAACUGGACAUACUCCAGUUGAUACUUGGUACGAAGAAAAAAAAGAUCAUCCGUUUGGAAAAGAACCAACCAGUUUAAAAACUGGUCAUUUUACUCAAGUUAUUUGGAAAAACAGCAAACUUUUAGGAGUUGGUUGGGCUAAAAGUAGACAAGGUUAUAUUUAUGUUGUUGCAAACUAUAAUCCAGCGGGUAAUUUUGUUGGAGAAUACGUUAAGAACGUUCCGGAUGUCAUCGACGAAACUCAAAAUCAAUUAAAGCAGGAAAAUGGCGAUCAUGCCGCUGCCAAUUCAUUGUUGGAUGGUUCACCUCUUUCGGAGAUAAGUAGUGAAUUUUCUCAGUUCCAACUUGAUGCUUUAAAAAUUCAUAAUGAAUUUAGAAGAAAACAUGGAGUACCGCCAUUAAAAUUGAAUAAAGAGUUAUGUGAUCAGGCAAAAUCUUGGGCGACUGAAUGUGCAAGAUUAAAACAAAUGUCCCAUCGUCGCAAUAACAAAUACGGCGAAAAUAUAUUUUCGAUGUACUCAUCAGAUUUUAGUCACGAACCAUCUGCUAGAGAUGUUAUUAGAAAAUGGUAUGAUGAAGUAGAAGAGUACACUUUUGGAGCGGAAAAAAUUAAUUUUGGAACGUUACACUUUACUCAAGUUGUAUGGCGUGGUACCACUGAAUUCGGAAUUGAUAUGGCUAAAAAUGAUAAAGGGUAUACCUACGUUGUUGCAAAUUAUAAACCACGUGGAAAUAUUGUUGGUCAAUUUGUUGCGAAUGUAUCUGCCCCAAAAAUUAAAUCCCAAUGGUCCGUCCCUAAAUAGCCUACAACGUCAUCAAAGUUUAUGCCAAAGUUAUGCAGUAUUAUAUGCCAUUCCAGUGCUUUGUAAAGAUCAGGUAAAUAAAUUUGGUUUUAAGCACAUCAAGUAAUUAACACGCACUCGUUUUGUGUGAUAAAUUAUUAUUAAUUUUGAUUCAUCGUAUCAAACGGGAAUAUAUUUACCAAAGAAGUAAUUAAAAAUAACUUGUUAUAUAAAAUAUUAUGCACAUUGUAUUAUAGUAUUUAAUAUAGAACUGAGAAGAUUUGUGAUAAUUAUUAUGGUAAUUAAUAUUGUUCCAAUCACGAUAAACAAUCACUAAGCUUCUAUAAUAUCUAUGCAUGUUUAUUAACUUAAUAAAAUGAAUGUAAAAUUUUAAUUUUAGACGCUAUGUAUACCAAUUAAUUUUCUACUUUUUGAUAUAUACAUUUAUCUACAUUUUGCUGUAUAGGAUUAAUUCCCUACAUAUCUUAAUAUUUAAAACAAGUAUUUCUUAUAAUAUUUAUGUUAACGCACUGAUAAUUAAUUAAUUAAUUAAUUUACCCUUGUAUGUAUGUAAAUAUUUUUGGGUGAUGUGAUGGAAUUGAAUACUACACUAUGUUGAUAAGAUAAGACUGCAAACAGGGAAAUUUAUAUCUUCCAAUAGAACAGUAUGCCAAAGACUAUAAAUUCUUUGACUAUAAAUCGCAAUUUUAUCAGUACACGCAAUAAUAAUUUAAGUAUCAAUCUCAAUUAAAAAUAAUCUUGUUGAAACGCAAUUAAAUAAUAUGAAAUAUUAUGACCAGUGUUGUUACAAUAUAAUCAUGUUUAAAUAAACGUUACCAUUACA
This is a messenger RNA of Onthophagus taurus, 3425 nucleotides long. RefSeq lists its product as uncharacterized. Gene Ontology annotation, cellular component: extracellular region. Lineage: Eukaryota; Metazoa; Arthropoda; Insecta; Coleoptera; Scarabaeidae. The record is from RefSeq and is a predicted model, not a curated record.